AUGUUUAACUAUAACAACAUAAAUAAUUUCUAUAAAAACAAUUUAUUAACUUAUACUAAUAAUAAUAAUAAUAAUAAUAAAAAUAAUAAUGAUGAUAACAAUGAGGAAAAUGAAAAAUUAAAUUAUUUGUUUUUCAAAGUUUUUAAAAACCAAUUUCUAAGAUACAAGAUCUUAUAUUUUUGUCAAAUAUUUAAAAUUCAUCAACAUCAAAGAUUCUUUUCAAUAAAAACAUUUUAUAGCUAUAAAUACAGAGACUAUUGCAAUAAUGUAUUAUUAAUAUUUGAUAUGGAAGUUAAUAAUAAUAAUAAUAAUAAUAAUAAUAAUAAUAAUAGUAAUAAUUAUAGUUAUAAUAGUAGUUUUAUCAAUAAUAAUAACAUCAAUAGUAAUAAUAAUAAAAAUGAUAUUUUAAUAAAAAGUUAUAAAACUGAAAACUAUUACAAAUUAAUAAAUUUUUUAAAAUAUAAUAAUAGUAUUAGAGUAUUAAAGUUUGGUGAUAUUUUUAAUGAAGAAAUCAAAGAGUCAAUGAUACCUAGUUCAGUCACAGAUCUUUCAUUUGGAGAUACAUACAACAAUAAGAUUAUGCCAUUUUCAUUACCACCAAGUGUUACUAGAGUUAAUUUUGGUUUAAGCUUUAAUCAAAAAUUAGAAGUUGGCAGUUUAAGUAAUGGUGGAAAUAUAGUUGAAAUUAAUUUUGGCUAUAGUUUUAACAAGCCUUUAAAAGGUGUGUUACCCGAUGGUCUUUUAUCAGUUAGAUUUGGUCCAGAGUUUUCACAAAUACUAGAGCCGGGAAUGCUUCCAGAUUCACUCACUUCAAUUAUAUUUGGUGAUAAGUUUGAUAGUCCUCUGGUACCAGGGGUUUUGGGCCAAAAUCUUAAAUUUUUAUUUCUAGACAAGGGUUUCAACAACCCGUUGUAUCCAGGGGUUUUACCAGCUACUUUAACGAAACUAAUAAUAAUUGGUAACUUUAACUAUCCCCUACAAAUUGGAUCACUUCCUUCCUCACUUACCGAUCUUCAAUUACCAAAUGAAUAUUCGCAACCAUUGAUUCAUGGUGUUUUACCGAAUGGGCUACUAUCAUUUCAUUUCGGUUAUCUUUGUACCAAGCAGCCAUUGCUUUCAGGAUCUCUUCCCUCUUCCAUUACAUUCUUAGAUAUUAAUAGAUGUUGCCAUAGUAUUGGACCUGGUAUUAUACCACAAAAUACUAUAAAGCUAACACUGGGUUACCACUUUGACCAGCUUUUGCUUGCUAAUUCUUUACCAUCGAGUCUAAUGGAAAUUGUUUUGGGUUUUGACUUUAAAGAAAUCAGAUCGAAUGCAUUUUGCUCACCAUCAAACCUUGUCCGUUUUAAAUCCUACAGCCCAAACGUAUUAAAAAUUCAACCUGAUACAAUUCCUUCAUCAUGCACAGAAUUAUUGUACAACUCUAUACUUUAUUCAGGGUCAAUUCCACCAAAUGUAACUGAUUUAACCUUUGGUACCUAUUUUUCAUCACCGAUUAUAGCCAACUCUCUCCCACAAAAUUUAAAAAAGCUCGAAUUUGGUCCAUAUUUUAACCAUCAUUUAGACCAUCCACUACCUUCAUCUUUAACCUCUUUAAAGCUGGGCGCAGGAUUUAACCGAAUAAUACCUCCUUCAAUAAUUCCUUCGAGUUGUACAACUAUAUGCUUUGGGUACUCAUUUAACCAACCACUCACAAACUCACUUCCUAUAGGGGUUCAAAUAUUAAAGUUUGAUAAAAGCUUCAAUCAAAUAAUUAGACCUAAUGAUAUACCGCAUUCAGUCAAAUAUCUUUCACUCGGUGGAAACUUUAAUAAACCUCUUCUCCCAAAUAGCCUACCCACAGAUUUGGAAACUCUUAUAUUAAGUUCGAAAUUUAAUCAAUCCAUAGAAGUUGGUUUAUUAGAAAAUUUAAACAAUUUAAAAAAAUUGCAAUUUGGUUAUUAUCAUCACACAAAAAUUAUACCAUAUUCUCUUCCAUCCACACUAACAGACUUAAGAUUGGGUCAGGAAUAUAACUUUCCAAUGGAAGAGGGAACAUUGCCACCCAAUCUAACUUCGCUUACCUUUGGUGACGACUAUAACCAACCAUUAGUAUAUCUACCUAAAGAUUUGGUCGAUUUAAAACUAGGUAGAAACUUUAAUAGAUUUGAUUAG
Molecule: messenger RNA, 2154 nt
Organism: Dictyostelium purpureum
Lineage: Eukaryota; Evosea; Eumycetozoa; Dictyosteliales; Dictyosteliaceae
Exons: 3
Coding region: 1-2154 (717 amino acids)
Source: RefSeq, a predicted model, not a curated record